AAUGACUCAGAUAAAGCUAAAAUAAUUUGCAUGAUGUAAAUGGCUUGUCAUACAAAUAUUUUUUUAAUUUCGGCACAGUACGGCAACAUUGUUCAUAAACAGCUGUUCGCCGCGUUUUGUAGGAAUUUUACUGUUGAAAAAGUGUAAUUUAAAUUUGAUCAAUAACAAUGUCAGAUGAUGCAGAGGCGCCCAAAAAGAGCUUCUACAUAUUUGGACGGGAUGUUGCUCAGAUACCUUGCUUUCGUAACAGUUUUCUUUAUGGCAUCAGCGGCGGCAUAGGGGUCGGCGUUUUGGCAUUCUUAGGCACCUCUCGCCCCCACUUGGCCACGCAUAUUGGUUUCGGCUCCUUCUUUUGUGGCACAAUGGUCUAUUGGAUGGCCUGCAGGUAUCAAUGGUCGGCGAGGCGCUUUGAGCAACAACAACUGCGCGAGGCCAUGCGCCGGCAAGCCAUGUACGAGGGCACAACAGUCGAGCGUGAGUUGGAUAUUAAGUCGGCGUAACGUGUAGUAUAUAUAUGUAUAUAUACAGACUGGCUAACACUUUAGAGUCAUAUAUUCAGACGAGUUUGAGCUGAAUCAUGUAUAUAUAAGAUUGUUUUAAGAUUCAUAACUUUGCUGUCGAGUAAGUUUAAUGCCCCGAGUUGUAUAUAUUCAAUGUACAUAUACACGAAAGCGUAUAUUUGAGCGAUAAGGUAUAGUUGUGGAAUAUUUAAGUGCAAAAUACAAAUACAUAUACACUAAACGCCUCCCAGGCAUAUGU
Messenger RNA from Drosophila hydei, 759 nucleotides. RefSeq names its product cytochrome c oxidase assembly protein COX20, mitochondrial (gene l(3)87Df). Bases 168 to 500 code for a protein of 110 amino acids. Lineage: Eukaryota; Metazoa; Arthropoda; Insecta; Diptera; Drosophilidae. Gene Ontology annotation, cellular component: mitochondrion; mitochondrial inner membrane. The record is from RefSeq and is a predicted model, not a curated record. Gene Ontology annotation, biological process: mitochondrial respiratory chain complex IV assembly. The transcript has 3 exons.